Messenger RNA from Papilio machaon (common yellow swallowtail), 1032 nucleotides. Its product is annotated as oligoribonuclease, mitochondrial. Gene Ontology annotation, cellular component: mitochondrion. NCBI's taxonomy places the organism in Eukaryota, Metazoa, Arthropoda, Insecta, Lepidoptera, Papilionidae. The record is from RefSeq and is a predicted model, not a curated record. The coding region runs from base 177 to 827 and encodes 216 amino acids. Gene Ontology annotation, molecular function: nucleic acid binding; 3'-5'-RNA exonuclease activity. The transcript is spliced from 3 exons.
CGAUGAGAUUUUAGGUUAGAAUAACGUAGAUGUAUGUAAUUUGUUAUCAACUUAUCAAUAAUAUUUAUUGUAUUGUAUUAUCAUUGAAAUAGAAAUUAGAUAGAGAACUACCUCUGGCGUGUACCACAGAGUACCCACAAUCUCAUGUUUAAGGUUAUAAAGUACAACCGGUGGGCAUGGGAAUUUUUCGUUUCUGUUUACAAUCUUCAGUGAAAAAUGUUUUAAAUAACUUUACUCGAGCCUUGUCUAACAACAUGACACAUCAAGAGAUAUCUAAAAGGAUCGUUUGGGUGGAUUUGGAAAUGACUGGUUUAGAUAUAGAGAAGGAUCACAUACUUGAGAUAGCAUGUCUUGUAACAAAUGCUAACCUUGACAUAGUAGCUCCUGGACCAAACAUAAUCAUACAUCAGCCUGAUGAAAUCCUUAAUGCUAUGAACCUGUGGUGUGUUAAUCAACAUGGUGAGAGUGGAUUGACAGAGGCUAGCAGACAAUCCUCUAUAUCAGUACAAGAAGCUGAGAGUCAGGUUUUAAAGUUUUUGAGCAAACAUGUUCAUGAGAACAGGAGUCCUCUAGCAGGAAAUAGUGUUUAUAUGGAUAGACUAUUCUUAAGGAAGUAUAUGCCAAAAUUGGAUUCAUAUUUACACUAUAGAAUAAUUGAUGUUAGCACAAUAAAGGAAUUAGCAAAGAGAUGGUAUCCGCAAGAAUUUUCUCGAAUACCGAGCAAAAAAUUUCAACACAGAUGUAUGAAUGAUAUUUUAGAAAGUGUUGAAGAAAUGAAGUAUUACAAAGAAAAUAUUUUUAAGAAGGUUACACUGAGAGAAUCAUAAGCAGGUUCACAAUUUCUCAUAGACCACAUUCAAAAUUUUACCGGUUAAGUUAAAGCCACUGUUGGUACAUUUGUUUUGCACAGUUACCAACUUCCACAGUACCGUCACCCCACAAGGCCAACAUGGACCAUUUUGGGAAUCAGUAUUCUAUAAUGGAUUGUUUGUAACAUUAUUCAGAUAUUAUAUUUUUAUAUUACAAGGUGGC